Eutrema salsugineum is the source of this 1221-nucleotide messenger RNA. Its product is annotated as plant UBX domain-containing protein 16. Gene Ontology annotation, biological process: proteasome-mediated ubiquitin-dependent protein catabolic process. Lineage: Eukaryota; Viridiplantae; Streptophyta; Magnoliopsida; Brassicales; Brassicaceae. Gene Ontology annotation, cellular component: nucleus. Gene Ontology annotation, molecular function: ubiquitin binding. The record is from RefSeq and is a predicted model, not a curated record.
AUGGACGAACGAUAUGAUAAACUAAUCUCGUCUUUCUUAGAAAUCGCUGUCGGUCAGACCGUCGAAACCGCAACAAGGUUCCUAGAGACAACGAAUUGGAACAUAGAAGAAGCCAUCAAUCUCUUUCUCUUCGACAACAACUAUGAUCCUUCGAUGUAUCACGACUCGGCUAGGGCACGUACUUCUGAUGAUACCUCCGAGUCCGACGAUUCGACAACAUCUGAUGAACAAGAACUAGAUUCUAGAUUGUCUUCACGUCCUCCUCCAAAUCUGCUUUUCGAGGGUUCGUUUCAAGAAGCGAAAUCAACUUCCUCGGAAGAGAAUCUAUGGUUGAUAGUGAAUCUCCAAUCGAGAAAAGAGUUCGCUUCUCAUACGCUUAAUCGAGAUUUAUGGUCAAACGAAGCUGUUUCGGAAACAGUUGAAGCAGGAUUCAUGUUAUGGCAAGUGUAUGAUCAUACAAUCGAAGGUCAGAAAUUCUCAGGCUUCUACAGAAUCGGAUGUGCUCCUCCAGUGGUGCUUGUGAUCGAUCCCAUCACUGGUCAGAAGAUGCGAAUGUGGAGCGGCGAGAUUGAAGCUCAGAGUUUUGUCGAAGAUUUGUCGCGGUUUAUGGAGGCAAACAUUGGUUUUUCAAGCAACAAAAACGAUCAAGCCCCUGCUCCUUCUUGGGUUGAAGAGUUUGAAAAGGAAGAUACUUGUUCGUCAAGCAACCACAUCAAUCAAGUCGCGGGUUCUUCAGGUGAAGACUUUCAAAAGGAUAAUACUUGGUCCUCAAGCAACAUCAUCCAGCAAACCGUGGCUUCUUCUUGCGUUGAAGAGUUUGAAAACAUGGAGCCUUGGUCAUCAAACAACAACUAUGAUCACAUCGUGACUCCAUCUUGGGAGCCCGAAUUUGAAGAUUCUUCAGAAGUAGAAGAGGAGGAGAGUGAUUGUUUAGACUUCUCAGAUUUGACAGAAGAGCCAAAAGGAGAUUGUGAUCGAAUUUUGUGUAGUCUCUGCGUUCGGUUUCCAGAUGGGAGAAGAAAGCAAAGGAGAUUUCUCAAGAGCGAACCAGUUCAGCUUCUCUGGUCCUUCUGUUAUUCUCAGAUGGAGGAAUCCGAGAAAAAGGCGUUUAAACUGGUACAAGCGAUUCCUGGUGCUUCCAAGACUUUAGAUUAUGGAGCUAACACGACUUUUGAUCAAUCUGGCCUCGCUAAUUCGAUGAUCUCGGUUACUUGGGAGUGA